Molecule: messenger RNA, 2253 nt
Organism: Volvox carteri f. nagariensis
Lineage: Eukaryota; Viridiplantae; Chlorophyta; Chlorophyceae; Chlamydomonadales; Volvocaceae
Exons: 15
Coding region: 295-2253 (652 amino acids)
Molecular function (GO): RNA binding; metal ion binding
Source: RefSeq, a predicted model, not a curated record
CAAGUUACAAGUUCCGCACACAAGUGCGGGUGUGUCCGUAAAAGCCGGGGGGGCCAUGGACGUUGUAUUGGUAUUGAUGCGGGUACGCGGGAGGUCAUCUUCAUUCUCCCUCGUUCGCUUCAGGGUGAAGCGCCUGAGCGCAACGUGCCUGGGCUCCCAAAUUUCCGAGAGGUACCUGGCCAAUGCCAGGGGUGGCGCCUCAGUCAUAAUGGUGCGCAUGCUGCGCCCCUUAAAGACUAGAUCACCAUCGUACUUAGCCCGUAUGCUCUUGUAAGCGGGACAAUCCCCGAAAACAUGCAACUCAUCUUCAACCGCUCCACAGUCACAAAGCCUGCAGCGACAAGCCUUGGCUCCGGUGAUCCCUAUGGGGAAAACGCGGGGGUCACCCAAGGUAUUCGGGCACUCCCACCGUGCAUCAAGCCGCUUGGCAAACACCUUAAGAAUGCUCUCAACUGGCAAUUUAAGGGUGGCGUAAGACGCCACCUUCGCAUGGCGGCGUUGGCGGAUUCGUCGUUGCUUUUUGCAGCUAAAAGGGUUUCAAUGGUUUAUAUUCAGUCGCCAUGCAUGAUGUGCAGCUGUCCUUUGUACUGCCUCAUACUGCCGGGGCUUAGCGUUGCUGCUUGGUUGUGUCCUUGGAAGUUCGCGGCUGGAUACGCGAGUAAGAAUUCGCGGCUGGGUAUGCAGAUCGAGCCUCCGGACCUACCAGCCGAGGCGAUCGGCCAGCAGCCUGCCAACUACAGGAAGAACUUCCGCAAGACAGUAUGUACGUACUGGCUGAGAGGUCUCUGCAUGAAGGGCGACGCGUGCGGCUUCCUGCACCAGUUCGUGUCGGACCGCAUGCCCGUAUGCCGCAACCUCCUCAAGUACGGCGAAUGUCACGACCAGGAUUGUCCGUACAAGCACUCCUUGGAUGAGAUUAAGGAAUGCAACAUGUAUAAACUUGGGUUUUGCAUCUACGGGCCAGUGUGCCGGUACAAGCACAUCAAGAACCCCGGUCCGCCUCCCGACCCGGAGGAGGUGGAGGCUGCCAAACCCCGGGAGUACCGCAACAUCAACGUGGUGGUCAACCAGGUUAAUCCAGGAGUUGCACGUGAUGAUGAGCGGCCCCUCAAGCGAGCCAGGCCCCCACUAACGGGUUGGGAGAGGGACCGAGUGGGUGACAGAGACCGAGACCGGCCUCUGGCGCUGCCGGCACCGCCGCCGCCGUCGUCACAAGCGGCAGCAGGAGGCGGCGGGCCGGGAGGUCGCCACGGCAUGGAGGGGGGCCCGCCUUUCAGUGGCCGCGGGGGCCGCGGCGGCAUGGGCGACCGCGGGGGCGGCCGUGGCGGCGGUCGCGGGCGUGGGGGCGGCGGGUGGCACGGCGGUGCCGACGAUCUUGAUGGCGGCGGUGGCGGCGGCGGCGGAAUGCAUCCCGGCGGCCGCGACCAGACGACCGUCGGCAUGCCCCCGGUCACAGCUCCCAACCCCGGCGCCUUGCCGCCGAUGGCAGGACUGAUCGCGCCUGUCAUGCCGGGCAUCAUGCCCGGAGGGGUGCCGGGGCAGGGGAUGGCAGGGCCAGGCGGCGGUGGUGGCGGUGGCGGUGGUGGCGGCGGGCCUCCGCCACCUAUGGGGCCGCCGCCCGGACCUGGUGGCGGCGGCGGUGCCAUGGGUCAUUUUGACGGGGGGCUCUUUGCAGCCAUGGCGGGACAGGAAGAGGCAAACAAGAGCCAAAUCCUGCGGGAUGAUGAUGACCUGGGGGGUUUCAGGGGGGUUUCAGGGCACCCUCCGCUUUUCCUGUCAGGUGAAGGUCAGGCGAACACCUCCACCAUCAAGACGAACCCAGACGACGGAUAUGAGAUGUGCACGGGGGGAGGGUUCGAAUGUUUCAUAAUCUUACGGAACUUCAACCUUAGGUGGGGUUGGGGUAAGGAGGUUUUCAUUCAGGACGUUAGGGCAACAAGCGGAGGAGUCGGUCCCCACUCCGGCGGACACCUGGGGCACAUGGCGCGGCCGCCCGCGGUCCCCUCCAGCGCCGAGGCCCGGUUCAUUCAACCCGUUGUGACCUGGCGGGAUGCUUUUACCGGGUCCCGAAUGUGUCCAGCUCUGACAAGCACUAGGAAAUUGACCCCGGGUCAACAUUCGGAGCGGAACGGCAAGACAGGCUGUCGCCAGGAGGUUUUAUUACGGAGCAAGGCACCUGAUGCGCGACUGUGCGUGGCUCUCCGUGACAUUCAAUGUGGACGAAUGGUUUCCGUUCCCACCAGGCUCCGUUAG